GCCCUCUCUCUCCCGGCCCCGCCCCAGGUAAAUCCACUUGGACGUUUGUGGGUGCGGUGCUGCCCCCCACCCGUGAUGUCCCUCCGGCGCCUGCUCUGUGCUGCGGCCUCCCGGCGGCCGGCUCCCGUGAGAUGCAGACGAGGCAGCCCCCUGCACACGGCCACGGUGGCCUGCUCGGACAGGAGUGCCCCCGUGUUCGGCCGGGCCCUGGCCUUCGGGGACCGGAUUGCCCUCGUUGACCAGCACGGCCGCCACACGUACAAGGACCUCUACCACCACAGCCUCCGCCUGUCCCGGGAGCUGUGCCGGCUCCUCGGGUGUGCCGGCGGGGACCUCCAGGAGGAGAGGGUCUCCUUCAUGUGCUCCAACGACGUCUCCUACGUGGUCGCGCAGUGGGCCUCGUGGAUGAGCGGGGGCGUCGCUGUCCCCCUCUACAGGAAGCACCCGCAGGCCGAGCUGGAGUAUGUCAUCCGGGACUCCCGGAGCGCCGUGGUCCUCGCCGGCCGGGAGUACGUGGAGCUGCUGGGCCCGGUGGUCGGGAGGCUGGGGGUCCCGCUGCUGCCCCUCCCGCCCACGGUCUACGGUGCGGCGGCCGAGGCGCCCGGCGAGUGGCGGGUGCCGGAGCAGAACUGGAGAGACCGAGGCGCCAUGAUCAUCUACACCAGCGGGACCACAGGGAGGCCCAAGGGCGUCCUGAGCACUCAUCACAACAUCAGGGCCAUGGUGACGGGGCUGGUCCACAAGUGGGCGUGGACUAAGGACGACGUGAUCCUCCACAGUCUCCCGCUCCACCACGUGCACGGCGUGGUCAACAAGCUGCUGUGUCCCCUCUGGGUGGGCGCCACCUGUGUGAUGCUGCCUGAGUUCAGCGCAGAGCUGGUUUGGGAAAAGCUCUUAAGUUCUGAAGCUCCACGAAUUAACAUAUUUAUGGCGGUGCCUACAAUAUAUGCCAAGUUGAUGGAUUAUUAUGACAAACAUUUCACUCAGCCUCACGUCCAGGAUUUUGUACGUGCGGUCUGUGAGGAGAAAAUUAGGUUGAUGGUUUCGGGGUCCGCUGCCCUGCCCCUGCCUGUGCUGGAGAAGUGGCAAAGGGUCACCGGCCACACUUUGCUGGAGCGGUAUGGGAUGACGGAGAUCGGCAUGGCCCUGUCCAACCCCCUGACCACGGCUCGCACGCCAGGUUCCGUGGGGACCCCGCUGCCAGGUGUGGAGGUGCGCAUUGUCUCAGAAAACCCCAAGAAGGACGGCUAUCCCUACGUGCUCCACGCGGAAGGAAAUGAGAAGGAGACAAAGGUGACCCCAGGGUUCACGGAGAAGGAAGGAGAGCUCUUGGUCAGGGGGCCAUCCGUGUUCCGUGAAUACUGGGACAAACCAGAAGAAACCAGAAAUGCCUUCACCUGCGACGGCUGGUUCAAGACAGGCGACACAGCCGUGUUCAAGGACGGCAGGUACUGGAUCCGGGGUCGCACGUCCGUAGACAUCAUCAAGAGCGGUGGCUACAAGAUCAGCGCCCUGGAGGUGGAGCGGCUCCUGCUGGCGCACCCCAGCAUCACAGAUGUGGCUGUGAUUGGAGUUCCAGACAUGACAUGGGGCCAGCGGGUCACCGCAGUGGUGACCCUUCAGGAGGGACACUCACUGUCCCACAGGGAGCUCAAAGAAUGGGCAAGCACUAAGAUCUUUUUAGCUCAUCCAACGUGAUUUCACAAACAGCAGGAGAGCCUUGUUUCGUGAGGGGCAGCACAGCUGGGCCAGGAGCUUCCCCUGGAUUUUCGAAGUCACAGUUGGAAGAGUCGGUUUAACAAAGGAGAAGGUUCUAGUGGCUGUAGCUGCUUUGAUUAGACAAAUUACUUUGUGAAGGAGAAGAAAGCACACACCCUGAGCUGAGCUCUCUGCGGAGACUGUCAGGGCGCAGUCUUGGCCGCCCCCGUGUGGGGAGCCCCGCACCCCAGGGCUCGUGUCCACCCCGCAGGUGUGUGUGCACACGCCUGGCUCGGGGCCGGGGAGGGCGCGGGACAGGCUCUCCGUGCUCUGGGGGAUGCACACGCCUGGUCGGGCUCUCUCUGCUCCGGGGGGGCCCCCUGGGAGGCCAGGGCAGGCGGCCGACCUGCCGCCUCUAGGACCGUAGCACAGUGAGGCCGGUGUCCGGGCUUCUGUGUCCUCAAGCGGGGCAGUCACUGGGCGGUGGCACGGAGGCCACCCACCCCGCGGAGGGAAAAGAGGGAUCUUCCUCCCGAAUGGGCAGGUCUGACUCUAGACCUGGGUUCCAGCUCUGCCGGAUGAGGCUCUUAGUGAAGGUCCUCUCUCUCUCUCUCUCUCUCUCUCUCUCUCUCUCUCUCUCUCU
Molecule: messenger RNA, 2341 nt
Organism: Panthera uncia (snow leopard)
Lineage: Eukaryota; Metazoa; Chordata; Mammalia; Carnivora; Felidae
Gene: ACSF3
Product: acyl-CoA synthetase family member 3
Exons: 9
Coding region: 76-1698 (540 amino acids)
Biological process (GO): fatty acid metabolic process
Molecular function (GO): medium-chain fatty acid-CoA ligase activity
Source: RefSeq, a predicted model, not a curated record